Messenger RNA from Chilo suppressalis (striped riceborer), 345 nucleotides. The record is from the annotation of a GenBank genome assembly. Lineage: Eukaryota; Metazoa; Arthropoda; Insecta; Lepidoptera; Crambidae.
AUGAUCUCUAAACACCAGCGUCAACUUGACAGAUUUUGUUUGGCCAUGGCAACCUUGGGUGACCCCAAUUCUCGCCCUGUUUCACCCCCUCCACCAAGGUCGUUCGACUACGUACAGCUAAUGUUAUUGGACGGCAUACGGUGUGUGUCACAUCUAUACGCAAAUUGUAAUUCAAUUGAUGAGACAGACCAACCAACCGUGUCGGCACGUUUUGACAACACGCAUGAAUAUUAUCGUAGGAUGAGAGAAUACGUAGAGGAAAAUGAGAAAAAUGAUCCACUCAUACAUGCCCCCGACAAGAAAAACAACCCUUGGGCUGAGAAAGGAAAAUGCAUCAUCAUGUAA